ACAAACAAAUGUGCACGGGUUUGAUGUCGGGCUGCGUUACAGAUAACCUGUGACAUGUCAGGUGGAUUUGAUAGAUAACUCCAUGACAUUAGAAACAUGUGGCUCAAACCGGACGAGAUUCUGCUGAAAAACGCGUUUAAAUUAUGGGUCACCGAGAAGGAUAACGAGUACUUCGUUCUGCAAAGGAGGCGAGGGUACGGAGAAGGUGGAGGCGGGCUGACAGGCCUUCUUGUGGGAACUCUGGAUACUGUGUUAGACUCCACAUCCAAAGUUGCUCCCUACCGAAUUCUGCACCACACACCAGACUCACAAGUGUAUUGGUCCAUAGCAUGCGGUGUCACCAAAGAGGAGAUUGUGCAGCACUGGGAUUGGCUGCAGCAGAACAUCAUGCGGACGCUCUCUGUGUUUGACUCCAGUGAAGACAUCACCAGCUUUGUACAGGGCAAGAUUAGAGGUCUUAUUGCAGAGGAAGGAAAGACAUCCCUGGUGCUGGAAGACGAUCCUGAAAAGUUCAGAGAAGCGCUCUUGAGGUUUGAGAAGUGGUUUGAGCUGCCACCCGAGGAAAAGCUGGUCACGUACUACUCAUGCAGCUACUGGAAAGGCAAAGUGCCCUGCCAGGGCUGGCUCUACCUCAGCACCAACUUCCUGUGCUUCUAUUCAUACCUGCUGGGAGCUGAGGUGAAACUGAUCAUCUCCUGGGAUGAGGUCUGGAGGCUGGAGAAAACCUCCAACGUUAUCCUGACUGAGAGCAUCCAUGUCCUGGCUCACGGGGAGGACCACUACUUCUCAAUGCUGCUGCACCUUAACGAAACAUUUAUUAUCAUGGAAAAGCUGGCUGACUACGCCAUCAAACGCCUUUUUGAUAAAGAGGCCUUCCAAAGAGAGCCAGCACUCGCCGACCCCCUGCAAAUUACCAAGAGAGGCCUAGAAGCUCAUGCAAAGAGUGAGCAGUUCCGGACGUUUUUCAGGCUUCCCAGAGAGGAAAAUCUGUUAGAGGUGCAUGAGAGCUUCCUUUGGGUUCCCUUCAGCCAUUUUAACACACUUGGCAAGAUCUGUCUGUCUGAGAACUACCUGUGUUUCGCCAGCCAAGAUGGAAGCCAGUGCCACACCAUCAUUCCGAUGCGAGAGGUUGUUAAUGUGGAGAAGCCAGACUCCAGCAGCAGAGCUUUAACCGUGUAUGUGCGUGGCAAGAGGGCGCUGCGUUUCUCUGAGGUGCGGGACUACCAGCGGCUUGCCAACACAAUCCGGAGCAGGUGUGGGAUUAGUCCCAGCCCUCAGCACUCUGCGUCAACAGAGGCCAUAAGAGGCGAGUGCCAGUCACUCAUCAACCACUUUGAGGACAACCCAGAGGACGUCACGCUGAUGGUGGGACAGAAAGACAGCAGCAAGGCUGUAAGCACGGAGGCUCUCAUGACUGUUUUCCACCCGCAGGACGUUGAAAACCUCGACCCCAAAAUGCUUAAAGAAAAGAUGAAGGAACAGUCUUGGAACAUACAUUUCUCCGAGUAUGGACGUGGCACGAGUAUGUUCUUCACCAGGAAGACACGAGACUUGAUCGUUCGUGGCGUUCCCGAGGCCUUGAGAGGAGAGCUGUGGAUGCUUUUCUCAGGAGCUGUGAACGACAUGGCCACUCACCCCGGCUAUUACACUGAUCUGGUGGAACAGUCUCUGGGCACAAGCACUUUGGCUACAGACGAGAUCGAGAGAGACUUGCACCGCUCUCUGCCAGAGCACCCUGCCUUUCAGAGUGACACUGGAAUCUCAGCUCUACGCAGAGUCCUUACUGCCUACGCAUCCAGGAACCCGAAAAUUGGCUACUGCCAGGCCAUGAACAUUCUCACCUCCGUUCUCCUGCUCUACGCAAAAGAAGAGGAAGCUUUCUGGCUCUUAGUGGCCGUCUGUGAGAGGAUGCUGCCGGAUUACUUCAACCGGCGAAUUAUUGGUGCUCUGGUGGACCAGGCGGUGUUCGAAGAUCUGAUUCGAGAAAACCUGCCCCAGCUGGUGGAGCACAUGACGGAUCUGAGUUUCUUCUCUUCUGUGUCCUUGUCCUGGUUCCUCACGCUCUUCAUCAGUGUCUUGCCCAUAGAGAGCGCUGUGAACGUGGUGGACUGUUUUUUCUACGACGGCAUUAAGGCCAUCCUGCAGCUCGGCCUGGCAGUGCUCGACUACAACAUGGAGGCUCUGAUCAGCUGCCAUGACGACGCAGAGGCUGUCACCAUCCUCAACAAAUUCUUUGACAGUGUGACAAACAAAGACAGUCCUCUGCCUCCAACAGUGCAGCAAGCUUCAGUGGGCAAUAACGACAAAACAUCUCACUUCAGCGUUGAUAUCAGCGAGCUGAUCCGAGAGGCCUACGAGAAAUAUGGAAAUAUCCGUUCAGAGGAAGUCGAGAGUUCACGGAAAAGAAACAAACUGCAUGUCAUUCAGACGCUGGAGGACACAACCAAACAAAAUGUGAUUCGGGUGGUGUCCCAAGAAGUGCGACUCAGUGCCUCACAUCUUGACGAGCUUUAUAACUUGUUCAAAAGGCAGCAUUUCCUCUCCUGCUACUGGACAAUGAACAGUCCGGCUCUGCUCCAUCAUGACCCCAGCCUGGCCUAUUUGGAGCAGUACCAGUUGGGUUUCCAGCAGUUCAGCAUGCUUUUCUCCCUGCUGGAGCCCUGGGCUUUCUGCAACACCAAGAGCACGCUCUCCCUCUGGGUCUUCCGCCUGAUAGACGAGAACCAGGACGGCCUUGUCAACUUUAAAGAGUUCUGCUGUGCGCUGGAUACUUUAUACAGUGGAUCGUUCACAAACAAGCUGAAAUUCCUCUUCAAGCUGCACCUGCCACCAGCUUUCACAGGUAGUCCUUUGCACUUAAAGGAACAAAGAAUCCAGCACUUUAUUCCAGUGACUGAAGACUCCUCUCACUUGCGUAGACUCACUGCAUUCGAUCUACCAGAAGAUGGUGUGAUAAGGAAAAGCCCUGAAAGAGGAAGAGGAAAAGUGGACCUCCAGGCUUACCUGAAACAGUGGCAAAAUGAAAUACUUAAAAAAGAGGAAACCAUCAAGGACCUGCCCCGAAUCAAUCAGUCUCAGUUCAUCCAGUUCUCGAAGACCCUGUACAACAUCUUCCAUGGCGAUCCAGAGGAGGAGUCUCUGUACCGAGCCGUGGCCCACGUGACCAGCCUUCUGCUGAGAAUGGAGGAGGUGGGGCGGAGGCUGCAGGAGCCGAGCAGCCCGCCAGAGCCCACAGAGCCUGCUAACACCAACGCUGGCGCCGCUGCCGAAUCUUCACCAGAAGAAGCGUCUGCCACCCCGGAGAGCUCCGACACCUCCAGCCCCAACAACAGUCAGGAUGCGGGGCCCGACCUUACAGAGAUGGAGUGGUCCUUUUCAUUCGAGCAGGUUCUGGCUUCUCUGCUCAACGAGCCGACCAUAGUCAGCUUCUUCGAAAGGCCCGUCGACGUGCAAACUAAACUGGGACAAGCUAGGGUUGCCCAGCUGAAGCUAAAGAUGAAUAAGUGAAAGGAUACAUAACUGAAUUAAUAUUCUGCUUCUGAAUCAAACCCAGAAGUCACCAUUAAUUUCCUUUCUCCAUUCGGAUAGGGCAGGUUUUUGGGCGAGGCACACAAUAAGAUUACUGCUUGAGUGGUAUCAUAAAUGAAGAGGAGACCUCAGAUUUUAAAACCUGGAGUGCAAUGUGUGUGCGUGGCCUGGAUGUUUGACAGCGAUGGCUGAUGAAAUGAAUAAGGCACAUCUUUAAGACACUGGCCUCGUCGCAGGCAUACUGUAGGCUGUCGUUUCUCAAAUCUGAUUAUGCAUUUUCAACCUCUGUGAUGACAUUUAUUCUCUCAUGUAGCCUCAGAUUCUUCAGAUUUUAAGUUUAAUUUAAAAUAUUUUUUUCCCAUAUGCCGUGGAUGACAUACAGUAUAGUUUUGUACCAUAUAAGGGACAUUUCUGUAAAGUCCCCUGACGUAGAGUUUGUCCCUCACUCUGAGGUCAUGUCCAUAAAAAACAACUUGUGACAAGGUGACUGAGAGUCCACAGGAACAUUCUUCCUCUGGAUAUCUUGAUAUAUUCUCUCUCUCAGAUUACUCGCCACUGCGUUAGGUAGUGAAACAAGCUAUAGGUUGUGAAUUCAGUGUUCUUAAGCAACGUUAGUGUAAUCCUGUCGACUUGUUGUGAGAAACACCAGCUUUCCAGUUGAAGAGGCACAGAAUAUAGUAGUACAAUGUCAGUAAGGACAGUGUUGUCCCAGGAAGCCAUAAAUUGAAUUCAGAGAUUUAUCUGAAUAAGGAUGUCAGAUGCAUUUUUAUCGAGAACGUGAACGAUUCAAUUAUGGUAUUACACAUGUGCAAUAAUACACAAGAGAGGAUGCUGCACUGCCACACUCGUCCGUCUCAUUCCUCCAACAGCAGCACACGCUGUAACAAUAUUAUAGCAUGACUUCAAGUUAUGUCAUACUGUAAGCUGUCUGUAAAGGUAAAAUAGUUUGAAUUCCACAGUGCUGCUGCAGGGAAAUCUCCUGUAUCCGCUUCUGAACAUGUGCUGUGUGAUCCUCAGAGUGCGACUGGUCGAUGUACUGUUUGCUUACGUUCGUCUUACUGUAUAUGUAGGAUGUUAUGCUCUAGUGUAAGUGCAGCAUUUUUUUGUACAUAAGGAUCAGUUCAAUAGUCGUUUGAUUAUUGUAUUUAUGAGGCUUGUAUUGAUGUAAGAUAUGAGCUAGUGGACUGUUGUGGACAAACCUUUUGAGGGACAUUUUAUCAAAUCUCAGGGUGCAAUUUGUGUAAAAUAAAAGGGAGAAAAGGGAUAUUUUUUCGACCUGGGAUAUAUAAAGUAUAUACGACUGAGUUACACAUAGCUUACAAAUGUCUGUAACGUUAAAAUAUAGAGCAUGUGUAGCAUAGUUACAGGAUUUGCCACAUUAUGCUUGCCUUCAAGGAAACAGCAAUUAUUACUGCUCGCUACAGAGAGCCAGAUCUGGCUUACAGUAUUUCAGUUGCUUUUUAUCUGCAUUUUCUGCCUCUUUUUUUUUUUUUUUUGCCUCGAUCUCAGUGAAUCAUUUGCACAGUUGUUUGAGAUUCACACGUUGUAGAUAUCGCCUGUAUCUCGGCCAGAUCUCAAAGGCGUUGGAUUCCAAAAAGGUUGUGACCGCUUUAGCUGCAGCUUGUCUCUCUAGGGGCCAAAUUUCAAGAAUUCGCAGAGCUUUAUAUCUGCCUGUCUUGGGAAAAAGUGUUUUAGAAGCUCUUUAAGUGCAAGUGCAAUUUUCCAUGUGCUAUAUUUGCAUUAUUUUGUCAUAUGCUGGGAAUGCUUUGUUAUUAUUUUUUCACUUAAGAUUUUAGGACCAAUCUGAAAUGUAAUACAUUAUGUAAUUCUUGGGUUAAGAUUGUUAAAGUGAGUUGUACAUACUCAUUGAAAAAUUUUGCAAACAUCCAUAAUUUUUUGGAACUGAAAAGAGAAAUCUAUCACUGUUUACAUGACUAAUGUAAAGAAAAAUCCCAAUUACAACCCGUUUAUCUUUGAUAUUUUGUCACUCCUUGAAGUAGAGUGUGAUCAGUGACAUCAGUUGAACACGUAAAGCCAUAAAGCUCAGCAAUUAUUUCAGCAUCUCUGACCAUGGUCUGAAUAUUUCAGUGCGACUGUUCCCAAGCAGUUUAAUGCUGCAUUUGUAACACCUCCCAGACUUAAAGAAAUUAUAAAUGCUGCAAAUCCCUUCUCUUAAAAAUCUUGCAAGAGAUCAGAGUUCUUCAUUUUAUUUUAUUGCUUCAUCUGUUUCUGAUUAUUUGAUAAUAUCUUAGAAAUUAGAAAUCAUUGAAAAAAAGUUUGUACUCAAAAAUUCAUUUGUAGAACAGUGGCAAAGACAAAACAAACCUGAUGCUCAAUAAUUUCCUUACUGUUUCUUUAGGCAUAGCUUUUGGAAAACAGCACUUAAGAUGAUUUAAUUUUUUUAGUCCAAAAUAGUUUGUGGUUUCCACUUAUGGGAAAUAAAUGAAAGGAGAUGAUGAAGGGAAAUCAGACGGUUGAAAAUCGUCACUGCCCCCCACCACCACGACCCCCGGCAUGCUUUCAUAUUAAGCAUCAGAGUGUAAACAGUAGGCAUGGAUAACGCUCCAGCUCCUGCAUUUCUCUAUGACUAAUCAAGUCUUUAUAUGUGCAAGUGUAGUCUACAGCUUUAAAGGUCUGUAGCCUUUGAUUGAAAGCUUGUUUUGCAAAAUAUGUGAAGUGCAGAUCUUUCUGUUUACUUGCUUGAUCAUGAUUUUUUUUAUUUCCAUACAAAGGUAUCAGAAUAAAGAGUGAUGAUUCUAUCAA
This is a messenger RNA of Plectropomus leopardus (leopard coralgrouper), 6291 nucleotides long. It is a transcript of the gene tbc1d8b, whose product is annotated as TBC1 domain family member 8B. The record is from RefSeq and is a predicted model, not a curated record. Lineage: Eukaryota; Metazoa; Chordata; Actinopteri; Perciformes; Serranidae. Gene Ontology annotation, molecular function: calcium ion binding.